This is a messenger RNA of Gamsiella multidivaricata, 1476 nucleotides long. Its product is annotated as tyrosine-tRNA ligase. Gene Ontology annotation, cellular component: cytosol; mitochondrion. The transcript has 9 exons. Bases 1 to 1476 code for a protein of 491 amino acids. Lineage: Eukaryota; Fungi; Mortierellomycota; Mortierellomycetes; Mortierellales; Mortierellaceae. Gene Ontology annotation, biological process: tyrosyl-tRNA aminoacylation. Gene Ontology annotation, molecular function: RNA binding; tyrosine-tRNA ligase activity; ATP binding. The record is from RefSeq and is a predicted model, not a curated record.
AUGCACUCAUUCGCAGCAUUCACCAGGACCUGGCGAGUCCAGUCAACAAGGACCGUCUACAGGCACGCACUCGGAACUCGAUUCUCUUCCACGGUCGCCAGCCAUGUCAAUAGGAAUCCAGUUCUGGAAUUGCAGCAGCGGGGAUUGGUCGCCGCCAUGACCAGCCCUGAUCUUGUGAGCCAUGUGGACGCGGGACCAACAGCUAUCUAUUGUGGAGUCGACCCUACAGCCAGCAGUCUGCACCUCGGAAAUCUAGUCACCCUCCUCGGUCUGCUUCACUUCCACAUCAAGGGCCACACCACCAUUGGGCUGGUAGGAGGCGCAACCGGAACGAUCGGCGACCCUUCAGGAAAGAGCGCCGAGAGGCAACCUAUGUCUGCUACCACAUUAGCCAGGAACGUCGCUGGCAUCGACGCUCAGUUUCAACGGUUCUUUAAGCGUGGACGUACUUAUGCGGAAAAUCGAGGAUACGCUGUUCAGGGCGGCGGAGGACAUGUCAAGGUCGUUAACAACAAGACUUGGUUUGGCAAGUUGUCGGCAUUAGAAUUUUUGGGAGACGUUGGGCGUUAUGCUAGAGUCGGUACCAUGAUUGCCAGGGACAGUGUCAAGUCAAGGUUGGAGAGUCCACAAGGAAUCAGCUUCACGGAGUUCUCGUAUCAGUUGCUUCAGGCGUAUGAUUUCUGGCACUUGUUCCACGAAGAUGGCUGUCGGAUCCAGUUGGGAGGAAGUGAUCAAUGGGGAAACAUCACUGCAGGAAUUGACCUGAUUCACAAGAAGAAAAAGACGACGGAGGAGCAAGUCAUUAUUGACAACAGCGACGACUCUUCGAGCGAAAAGGCCAUGAACGCCUAUGGACUCACGAUCCCGCUGCUGACCACGGCUACGGGAGAGAAGUUUGGAAAGAGUGCUGGAAAUGCGGUUUGGUUGGACGAGACCAUGACCAGCUUGUUUGAUUUCUAUCAGUUCUUUGUGAAGACGGCGGAUGCUGAUGUUGGACGAUACCUUCAUUACUUUACGUUGUUGAAUGCGGACCAAAUUAAUACGGUGAUGGAGCAACAUAAUGCUGAGCCGGAAAAGCGUAUUGCACAACAUACCCUUGCCAAGGAAACCACAGAGCUGGUCCACGGUGCUGAGGCUGUGCCAAAGGCGCUUCUGGCGACUCAGGUACUGUUCGGAUCAUCGCUGGACAGGGUUAAGGGUCAGGAACUGAUCGAUGCAUUUGAACACGAUUCGAGAAUGGUUUCAUUGGCGAAGCCUCAAGUUGGAGAGAUGAGUGUCGAUCGCAUCGCACUCGAGUGUGGGCUCUGUUCAUCAAAAUCUGAAGCAAAGAAACUGGUGAAAUCGGGCGGGUUCUAUAUUAACAAUAUCAAGGUGACAGACCCCGCGUACCGCAUCGCAGACAAGGAUUGGAUCGAUGGCGCCGUGUGUGUGCUUCGAUCUGGGAAGUCGAAUUACAAACUUGUCAAGGCGGCGUAA